Molecule: messenger RNA, 3450 nt
Organism: Oncorhynchus masou masou (cherry salmon)
Lineage: Eukaryota; Metazoa; Chordata; Actinopteri; Salmoniformes; Salmonidae
Exons: 10
Coding region: 936-1760 (274 amino acids)
Cellular component (GO): nucleus
Source: RefSeq, a predicted model, not a curated record
AUCCCGAGGAUCAGGAGCGGACAGGUCACUUCUGCUGAGGCUGUCGAACCGGCUGAGGCGCAGGAGCCUGGCGACCUAGAGCGCCGGAAAGGGAGCAUACGUGACAGUACCUCUCCCUGGCAUGUGGCUCCAGCCGCAGGACGCUGACCAAGGGGACCAUCCCGGGGAUCAGGAGUGGAUCGGUUGUCUCCGCUGAGGCGCGGAAACCAGACGAACCGGCUGAGGCGUGAGAGCCUGACGAGGUGUAGGAGUCCAACGAGCCAGCUGAUGCGUGAGAGUCCGACGAACCAACUGAGGCUUGAGAGUCCAAAGAGCCGGCUGAGGACUCCCCGGUAGAUCCUUUACUGACACCCGGACCCAACACCCCAAAAAAAUUCCCUGGUGCUUCCCUUAGGUGAGGCGUUAUUCUCUAACGUGUGCGCUGGGAAGCAAAUUCAGGGAGUGAAUUGAAUAAAUCAACGAAACAUAAUACAAACCCGAAACAAUAACACCGGUGGAAGGAACCAACGGGAUUUACAUACAUAGGGCAUGUAAUCAAGGAGGUGAUGAAGUUCAGGUAUGUGUUAUUAGGUGCUGAUGCGCUUUACGAAGGUGACACGUGUGCGCAAUAAUAAUCAGCAGCCUGGUGACCUAGAGGCUGGAGAGGGAGCACACGUGACAGUCCUGGGGAUAAUAAUCAACUAAUCAUCAAGCGUUGAUUAUUUGAACCUGGGGCCUGUUGCACAAAAGUAGAAUUAAGACAUCCGGGAUAAAUGACUCAGCUGAGCUCAAUGAAGCCAAAACAUGUGCGUCCAGGCUUAAUUGGUUGCACAAAGACCAAGCCAGGAUGAGCAGACACGGAUUCAUUAAGCCAGGUGAAACCAAUCCUGGAUAGGUGCGCGCUCACGGCUCACUCAAAUAGACCCCGCCACAGAUCACAGAUUAACUGAUUUACCAUGGCAACUAGAGCCGCGUACUUUUCCCCGUCGGAAGCACAAAUCCUCAUGGAGGCAUACGAGGAGGUAAAAGAUAUAAUUAAGAAGAAAGGCAACACCGCCACAGUGAUAAAGCAAAGAGAAAAAGCGUGGCAAAGUAUUGCAGACCGCCUGAAUGCAUUAAACAUGAACGGGCCAAAACGGACAUGGCAGCAGGUCAAAAUCAAAUACAAGAACAUUCUGCAGAAUGCAGUGAAAAAGAAUACCCACAGACAAGGCACAGGUGGUGGGUCACAAAAGGCUGACCUUACCCCAGCAGAGGACAUGGCCUUGGAGCUAAAUAAAGGCAGGCCCGUCUUAGAGGGGAUCCCUGGGGGGAAAGAGACGAGCAUAGGUUCCUCCCAAGAUGCCACCCGCUUCAUUCAAGUGUCUGGCAGCACUGUGUUCCUGUUAGAGCCACCAGCACAAGCACCAGACGAUGCUGAUCCAGGUGAAGGCCCCAGUGCAGCAGCAACAGCACAUGAUGGAGACGAUGAUGAGGAGGAGACAAUCUCUCUGGAUUCCAGAAGGCAUGAGGACCCAGAUGCUAUACAGUGGGAAAACCAGCCUGGCAACAUAAGCUCACAAGCUAUCAGAAAGUUGUAUGGCAACCACCUCCGGCGCCAAAUAGAACUGGCAGACAUAGACAUUCAGUACAAGAAGAAAAAGAUGGAAAAUCUUGCACUGGAGUCCGAAAUAAAAAAGAGGACAAUUAGGAAACUGGACCUUGAAAUAAAAAAACUUGAGAGGGAGGUGAGAUAUGCCUUCAAUGUACACUGUAUGCUAACUGUAACACAAAUGUAUUAAUCAUUAUUUUUCUUUCCUCCCCCAGCUCCAAGAAGAUGACACAGCUCAAAAUAAAAAUUAGGUAUAUUCUCGUAAAGUCAAGUGAGCCAUGACAUAUGAGCUCUUAUUGUGAGCACACAGGACGGUGGCAUCUUUCUAAGGUUUUUUUUAUUUUCCCAGCAAUCAGUACAACCAAGUCAUCGUUAUAAGGCAUCGCCCUCUUUUGCCCACCCCCCCAGCACCAGGUGUGGCCACUAGCCUAUAUGAAGGCCCAAAAUUGUGUGUUCCUUUCUGCUCUGACAAUGGCAUGCCCAUUCGUGCGAGAUGUGGUGGAUGAAGAAGCACUUGUGCUGAGGAGAGCCUUCAGGCGAGAAAGGGUCUUCAGGGACCGGUUGGACCCACUGGCCUUCCCUGAUGACCAUCUAUAUGAAAGAUACAGGUUUUCUGCAGAUGGCAUCAGAUGGCAUGCAGACUACUGGGUCCCAGGAUUAAGCACCGCACUGCACGGAGCCAUGCACUGAGUGUGGAGCAAAUGGUUUGUGUGGCCUUGCGCUUUUUUGCUAGUGGAGCCUUCCUGUACUCAGUGGGGAUGCAGAACAGCUGAACAAGGCCACAAUUUGCCGCACAAUAAGGAGUGUGUGUCUGGCUAUCAAAGCAUUAGCAGAUGUCUUCAUCUCCUUCCCUGGCCACAGAAGACUCUGUGACAUCAAAGAGGAGUUCUAUAGGAUUGCAGGUUUCCCCAAUGUCAUUGGUGCAGUGGACUGCACACACAUAAGGAUAAAAGCCCCCUCAGGUGCCCAUGAGGCCGAUUUUGUGAAGAGGAAAUCCUUUCACAGCAUUAAUGUUCAGAUGGUCUGCAAUGCUGACUGUGAUCAGCAAUGUUGUGGCAAAAUGGCCUGGCUCAGUCCAUGACUCCAGAAUCUUUCGGGCCUCUGAAAUCUAUCACAAGGUGAAUUCUCUGGUGUGUUGCUGGGAGACAGGGGGUAUGGCUGCCAGCCUUUUCUCCUGACACCUUUCACAGACCCCCAGGAAGCACAGCAGGCCUACAACCAUGCCCAUGCCAGGACCAGGGCCAGAGUUGAAAUGACCUUUGGCCUCCUGAAGGCACGCUUUCACUGCCUUCACAAAUUAAGGGUCAGCCCUGUUAGGGCAUGUGAUAUUACUGUGGCUUGUGUUGUCCUCCACAAUGUGGCCUGCCUGAGGAAGGAGAGGGCCCCCAGAGUGCCACCAGCCAUGGACUGGGACAAUCGGGCAAUCUUCCCUGAUGACGACAGUGGUCGGCUGCUGAGGGACCAAUAUGUGUUGAAUUAUUUUAGUUAGUAUGUGUGCUUUCAAUUUUGGUUAAAUAUGUCCUGCGGUGGCAGAGGAAUUUGGGUUUUUUUUGGGUUCGUUUUUUGACGAAUUUGGCCUCUUAUGAUGUUUGUGCGGUAUACUGUGUGUAAUACAAGGCUGCAGGGAGGCUACUGCAUCCAUUCAUUUGUCUGUUCAGUUGAUGUGUAUGGAUUUGUCCUGCAUUUAUUUUAGUGUGCAGACAUGCAGGGUGUGUUAUAUACAGACCUUUGAAUGUGUAUGUAUCAUUUUGUAUAAUAUGCUUGGAUUCUGUGCUUUCCAUCUUGUAGAGUCACUGUGACUUCAGUUUCGAAAGGAGCUGAUGGUUUACCUGCUUUGUUUUGUCCUUAUUCAAUAAAGGAACAUAAUGUUACACAUUGUG